This is a messenger RNA of Bipolaris victoriae FI3, 1935 nucleotides long. RefSeq lists its product as hypothetical. Gene Ontology annotation, molecular function: DNA-binding transcription factor activity, RNA polymerase II-specific; DNA binding; zinc ion binding. The transcript is spliced from 4 exons. The coding region runs from base 1 to 1935 and encodes 644 amino acids. The record is from RefSeq and is a predicted model, not a curated record. NCBI's taxonomy places the organism in Eukaryota, Fungi, Ascomycota, Dothideomycetes, Pleosporales, Pleosporaceae. Gene Ontology annotation, cellular component: nucleus. Gene Ontology annotation, biological process: DNA-templated transcription.
AUGAGCAAGGCGCAGCGAGCAUGUGAUAGUUGCAGGGCGCGCAAAAGUGCAUGCCGCAUCGACUCUGCGCCUCCAUGCCGGCUAUGUCAUCUCUCGGGGCGCGACUGCACAUUUGAGGCCGCACCCAAGAAUACGCGCGCGCUUGCAGCAACCGCAACACAUGUAUCCCUAAACAACUCUACACAAGAGCCAGCUGGCCUAGAAGUCACAAACCAGCAAAGCAACGUUCUGAAUUCGGACGGUGUCUUCUUCGACCAACAAGGCUACCUUAUGCUUGGCGAAUCACCAGAUCCAUCAGCCAACCUUUGGGUUGACCAAGCCAUGAUUGACAUGAAUAUACAGAACUUCAACCACAUCGAUCCUCCGCCGAACGAUGUGUCAAUGGAAUAUCCUGGACUCCCUUCGCCGUCAGCGCAAGGACUUGAGACGACAAGCAUAGUCUGUGGCUUAACAGGGGACAUGGACCCAUGCCUUAUGCAAAGAUAUAAUUUUGGCCCGGAUAAUAACUUUGUUUUCAAACGACUGGCUGUUCGUUCAGUGACGCAGGAUAUCCAUCCAGUUCAACUCCUAGUCUCAAAUGUUCCAGAUAUGGCGGAGGAGUGUGACCCACACAAUCAUUCUUUUCGCAAACAGCUAGAGACGCUUGUGACUCCUGAUGUGGGUGUCAGGUUGAUUUCUUUAUUCUUUCAAUUUGUGUACCCUCAUUUCCCAAUACUUCCUCCAGCGCAAUCAGCAGAGCCUGACCGAUCAAAUCCCUCUACUCUUGCCGCAAUAUAUUUGGUUACACUACCAUUCGCCGGCUUCGACGACUAUCUCUCCGUUCAGAUAGCAUACGAUCUUCCCGAUGCAGAAAAGCUAUGGAACCUUGCCUUGAAUGUACUGUAUCAGGAGCUGCAUAGGCCGGACAUUUCCACACUACAAACGUUGGUCUUACUGCUAAUUUCGCCUCCGCAUAAGCCUCUCAUGCCAGAUUAUGCGACAAAGUGGUCGCUUGUUGGCGCAAUGGUGACUGUUUCACAAACACUGGGCUUGCACUUUAACCCCACCUUUUGGAGCAUAUCAUCUGCCGAGAUAGAGCUGAGAAAGCGGUUGUCGUGGACUGUCAAGAUGAUUGAUGUCUGGCAUGCUGCUGUCUUGGGUCGGAGCUGCCUCAUACAUGAUGAGGAUUGGCUCAUCCCGCCACCAUCUUUGGACGAUUUUUUGGAAGAAGAAAGAAAAACGCUAUUUCCUGCGCACUUCAUUCGUAUGUAUGAACUUACAAUCAUUCUGCAUACAACUCUAAAAACACUUUUCACUCUCAAAGCGGUCCAAAAUCUUGCAGGAGACUACGAAGACACAUUAAGGAAAGCGCAAGGCCUGAUGGAGGAACUCAAUUGCUGGAAUAGCGCUACUGCCGACAGCCAGUCUGAGUCACAAGACGAGGGCUUCAAUUCAUCAGGUCCGUUACUUCUCGGAGGCCAUUUUGUCAAAGUACUACUCUUUCGAGCUAUACUCAGGCCCUUCAAUGCUUUGAGGCACAGAAGAGUGCCAAACAGUUCUCCUGACGAGCAUCGGGAGCUUGAAGCGUGCCGACUGGCACGAGCUGGCGCGAAAGGUUGCGUCACCAGCUUCGUAGCAUUUACGUCCAAUCUAAAGAUCAGCUGGAUUCACGGAUUCUGGCCUUUUUGGUGCACGCUGGGCUGGUCAACAUUGUGCAAUCUCGCUCUUUUGCUUCACGUGACAGCAGAUAGUCCCGAAGAGGCACGAGAGUGCAGGGCCCUUCUCGACCAGGCCCGAAGAUCUGUCCGAUUACAAUCGAAAUCACUGGAUAUUCUGAAAUUCUCAUUACUGCGCAUUGAUUCAAUCUUCUGGAAAGGUUUAGAAAAUGUUUUUAUAAGAAACGAAACCGCAGGAAGCAAGGGUUUUGGACAAGAACAAUAUGAAGGGCAGCUGUAG